AUGCUGUCGGUGAUGUUGUUGGAGAUGCUGUUGGUGAUGUUGUUGGAGAUGCUGUCGGUGAUGUUGUUGGAGAUGCUGUUGGUGAUGUUGUUGGAGAUGCUGUCGGUGAUGUUGUUGGAGAUGCUGUCGGUGAUGUUGUUGGUGAUGCUGUCGGUGAUUUUGUCGGUGAUGCUGUCGGUGAUGUUGUUGGUGAUGCUGUCUGUGAUGUUGUUGGUGCACCGUUUUCUGGUGAUUUAG
Molecule: messenger RNA, 237 nt
Organism: Mesocestoides corti
Lineage: Eukaryota; Metazoa; Platyhelminthes; Cestoda; Cyclophyllidea; Mesocestoididae
Source: the annotation of a GenBank genome assembly